AUGACUUUUGGUCUCUUUGACAGCCUCAGGUCCAUCUCAGGGGGUAAACUUGCAGACUUUGUCAUCUUUCCCCCUGGCUUUGACCUGUUUCAGGAUGAUAUCCAUUACAUGGGGAAUAUCAGGAUGUUUUUGGAUAAGACGCCUUCCUGCUUCCCUCAUGCCCUGGAUAAGCAUGAUUGUCUAUUGCUCACAAUAUCUGCGAUUAACCUGAUUAUUCGACAGCAUUCUGUGUUAGGCUUGUCAAAUGCCUCGUUUCUCACCAUUGUACUUGCUUGCCAUCAUUCUGUUGCUUGUGCGGUGUUCUUCUUCCUCUUGAACAACAUUUUGCCUGCCCGUAGCGGCCUUCUGGCUGGUGCUGGCGCCAUCAUCUUGGGUGCCACGCUGGACAGAUCAGUUGAAGAUGUAGUCAUACUGGAAGCCCUCACGAAUGCAAAGGCCGGGAAACCAUGGCUCACACUAUCCACACAGCUCCUUUUCCACUAUGCCCACCCCCUUCCACCCAAAAGGACCUUUCCUCCAACCAAAGCCUUCCAGGAGGCCAUUGAACUCCGGAAUCACUUUCGUGCACCAGAAAAAUUGAUCACCAGAGCGGAGGAUUCGCACAUACCCCUGGGGUGGUAUGAAGAGGAGGAGAUCUGUGUGUCGACUAAGACUAUAGAGUCGUAUUCGCUCAUUACAUUAGAAGACAUUGUCGGGGCCUUGAAGACCUGGAGAGAGAAAAGCCUGAGGGACCAGAAGGAGAUAAUCAAUUUGAAGUUUAAUCUGAAAAGACUGCACAUCAUUAUAUUCGAGGUCGAGAAAGACGAGAACAGGCUUGUUUUACUGGGGAAGCGGGACAAGAAGGAAGAUAUUCUGGACAAGGUAAAGCAGCGCAUCGUCUCCUGACUGGGAUGAAUUUGACAAAGAUGAUUCCUAAGUCCCCUGGCUGUAUACCCUUCUAAUUUUUCAACGCUCUUCAAUACACUCAUUCACCAUGUGACUCCUUUUACCACUUGCUUUUAUCACUUGCUUUACACUUGCUUUAUGCUUUUAUGGUUAAUUUUAAUGCUAGUUCACAGAUGUUUAGAUGAAGUUUACUUAGUUACAUCUGUUGAAAUGCUAGUAGUUCUUCGACCAGGAGCACCACAGCCUCUUUGGGGGAUAAUUCUGGAUUUGCCAGGUUAUGGAGAACCACUGUCAACAUAUAUGCAUGUAGAUACUGCUCAGUGCUCAUGGAGAGAAAUUUGUGCCAUCUUUGCUUACAAGUUGUUAAUUG
Messenger RNA from Suillus subalutaceus, 1255 nucleotides. RefSeq lists its product as uncharacterized. The transcript is spliced from 11 exons. Bases 1 to 885 code for a protein of 294 amino acids. Lineage: Eukaryota; Fungi; Basidiomycota; Agaricomycetes; Boletales; Suillaceae. The record is from RefSeq and is a predicted model, not a curated record.